Messenger RNA from Carassius carassius (crucian carp), 1711 nucleotides. RefSeq names its product barH-like 1 homeobox protein. Gene Ontology annotation, cellular component: nucleus. Gene Ontology annotation, biological process: regulation of transcription by RNA polymerase II. The record is from RefSeq and is a predicted model, not a curated record. The transcript has 4 exons. Gene Ontology annotation, molecular function: RNA polymerase II transcription regulatory region sequence-specific DNA binding; DNA-binding transcription factor activity, RNA polymerase II-specific. The coding region runs from base 416 to 1447 and encodes 343 amino acids. NCBI's taxonomy places the organism in Eukaryota, Metazoa, Chordata, Actinopteri, Cypriniformes, Cyprinidae.
CAUCGAUGCGUCUCGUGUCCUCGUGAAAUGCCAGUAUUAAAUUAUAAUAAUAAUAAUAAUAACAAUAAUUAAUUAAAUUUACCAGCCGAGAGUGUAUCUAGGCUGUAUCGAUUUUGUGAGGAGUGAGGAGCCAAAGAAGAAAAAACUUUUUUUUUUUUUUUUGGAGACAGGAUCUGUGUGUAGCCUACUUCAUACAGAACCUCCUCAAGCAUAAUCCUUUUCCUUUUUUCAACUUAAAAAUUCCUCAAGAAAGAGGACUUUUUUUCAGACUGUGGAUGAAUAUUUCUCAUUUCCGAUUCUGCUUUGAAUUUUCCUUCUGGAUAGAUCGCUAUUAAAUCGAGCGCCAUUCACGCAAAACUUGAUUGAAUACAGAUGAUAAUCUGAACAGAGGCUUCACGCAAGCAGCAGUGUGGAGAUGGAAGCGUCCACCAACGGCUCCAGUUUUGGAAUCGACUCCUUGCUCUCCCACAGACCCGGUAGCCCAGUCAUCGCAAAGGGGGACAGUUUGGUUGGAGAAUGUCGGUCCCCGCUGGAGUUCAGCCCCAGGUCAGACUUAGAGAGCGGUUGUUCUUCCCCUCCGUCCCCGCGUCAGGAGUGCGGUGAGGAUGCUGCGCAGAGACAGGGUCACCAGCUCGCGCUCGUGUCCCAUUUGCAGCACGGGCCGAUCUCCGCCGGAUCGCAACCUCGGACUGUCACUUCAUCCUUCUUAAUAAGAGAUAUUCUGUCUGACUGUAAACCCUUGGCGGCGUGUGCUCCAUAUUCCAGUAACGGCCAGCCGACUCAGGAGACAGGGAGACUGGCAUCAAAAAUCGCAGACGACUUCAUUGAAAAGAUCCACAGUAACUCAUCGUCAGACAGUGAAUACAAAGUGAAAGAGGAGGGCGACAGAGAGAUCUCGAGCAGCAGAGAUAGCCCGCAGGUUCGCCUGAAGAAGCCACGGAAAGCGCGGACCGCCUUCACUGACCAUCAGCUCGCCCAGCUGGAGCGCAGUUUUGAGCGUCAGAAGUACCUGAGUGUGCAGGACAGGAUGGAGCUGGCAGCAUCUCUCAACCUGACCGACACACAGGUCAAAACCUGGUACCAGAACAGGAGGACGAAGUGGAAGAGACAAACGGCGGUCGGACUGGAAUUGUUAGCGGAGGCUGGAAAUUAUUCUGCGCUGCAAAGGAUGUUCCCUUCGCCGUAUUUCUACCCUCAAAGCCUGAUGUCGAAUCUGGACCCUGGAGCAGCGCUCUACUUAUACAGGGGACCUUCGGCACCCCCGCCGGCGCUGCAGCGUCCUCUAGUUCCCCGGAUUCUUCUGCACGGUCUCCAGGGCGCCAACGAGCCGCCGCCGCCUCUGCCCCCCCUCUCCGGUGUGUUAUCCAGACCGACACCACCGCGCUGGCCACCGGGCAAUGUUGACUGCGGCUCGGAUCAGCAAGGGGACAUCUGGUCAGCGGCAUGACGGGACCCCCCUUCAUCCCCCCUCCUUGAGCCUAAGACUGACUUUAACCCAACCAUGAGACCGUCCAGUAAAGCUCAGGGUUUAGGGACUGCUCUGACAGGGCGACUGAAUGGGAUAUUAAUGAGCAGACAAAAGACUUUAAUAGCUUUUAAUUGGACGUCGAUAACAUGUGAUCGGUCGGGCUCCUGCUGCAAACUUUCGCAUAGCACAUGUUAUCCUGCGUCUCAUCUUUGGUCUCCUGCUCCUGAAUCACUAAGUAGAGAG